ACAGAAAGCAGCUGAGAAAACAAGAGGGAAGCCAAAAAAACGCUGCUGACAUAGUAGAACAGGCUUGUUACUGUCUCUCAGUUUCUUCUCUUAUAGUGGAUUUGUUGGACAGUCUGUGGAGCUUCUUCUGCCCUGAGAAAACCAAGAUGGAUCUUACGGAGAUGCUUUACAAAAUCAGCAGAUUUCUGCAUUGGGCUCUGGUGUGGUUAAGUGAUCUCACAGCUGGAAUACUUGCUCAUCGGUUAUUCAGGCAGCACUUUCAUUUACUGCUCUCUGUGUUGGUUCUUUUCGGACCUCUUCUGAGUUUUUGGGUCUCCAAGUACAGCAUAUUUUGCAACAAGAACCACUACCUGUACAGGCUAUUCCUUCAAUCUUGCUUUGGCUGGACCUGUAUUUUCGGGGGCUCUUUCGUCUUUCUGUUGUCCUUCAGCAUCAGCAACUCUAUCCUCCACUCGCUCCGUCAUCUCUUACCUUUCGCAGUAUCCGGGAGUCUCUGGACGCUCCUCCGCCUUUUGCUGACCUUCCUUGUGGAUGCUUCUGGAAGCUGUUUUGAGCCGCUAAUAAGCCCAAAUGAUGCUCACAGGAACCCUGAAGAGCUCUUGAACUUUAAGGAAGGCCCUUUAUUACUGCUGAGAGGGGUGGAAAGUAAAGAAGCCUGUCUGAAAGGAGGUCUAAAAUGGCAGGGAUGUGAAGUGUCGCAUGAAAUCCUGAUUCUGACUUUCUGUUGUUUGCUUCUUUCUGAGGAAAUAUCCGUGUUCUGGUCCUUCAUUGGUUUUGGAAAGCCUCUCGGGGUGCCGUUGAGGAUCAUCUUCAUGUUGUGUGUGUUUUUGAUGAGUCUCUGGAUGUUCCUGAUCCUCUGUUUGCUGGCACACUUUCCGCUCUUCCCUUCUCAGCUGGUCGGAGGUGCUCUUGGGUAUCUGGGAUGGAAGGGGCUUUAUAAGGGCUGGGGGGGUUGUAAGCCUGGAUGGUGUUGUCUUGGAAUAACAGGUUGUCAAUCAAGUGGGCAUUACACAGUUAAUUAAUUAAUCAAUUAAUGACCCCCACGCCUGCCUGUUACAUUUCAAUUAUUUUAAAACAUAAUUAAUUAGGGUAAUUAUGCAAGUAAUUGUAUAACAAUGUUUGUUCUGUAGCUAAUUUGAAAAAAAGGCUAAUAUUAGGCUAAUAUUAAUAUUGAUCUUUAAAUGGUUUUAAAAAAUAAAAGAAGCUGCCAAAAAAUUAUAAUUAUAGGAAUAUAUUAUCAUAUUAAGGGAAUAUUGUGAAGAGUUUCUAAACAUGUACAUCAUGUGAAUAUAUGUUUCACAUAGAGAGCUAAAAAUAUAUAUAUAAUGCCUGUAAAGAUCAAGUUUGCAUUUUGUACAUAGAGAAUGAUAAGCCCCCUUUAAAAUUUAAAUUUCACAGUAUGUAUGAUAAUAUUUUUUCCUCUGGAAAAAAAUGUGUUUGUUUUAUUUCGGCUACAAUAAAAGCAGUUUUUAAUUUUUUAAACAUCAUUUUAGGGAUAAAAUUAUUAGCCCCUUUAAGCUAUAUUUUUUCUCGAUAAUCUACAGAACAAACCACUGUUAUACAAUAACAUUCCUGAUUACCCUAACCUUCUACUUAACUUAAUGAACCUAGUUAAGCCUUUAAAUGUCUCUGUAAGCUGUAUAGGUGUCUUGAAAAAUAUAUUAUUUAAUGUCAUCACUUGAUCUUUACAAGCAUUUAUAAUUUAAAAGUAAGUAUUUUUUUCACUUGACCUUUUCAAUAAAAACACAAGUGAC
Danio rerio (zebrafish) is the source of this 1754-nucleotide messenger RNA. It is a transcript of the gene fitm1, whose product is annotated as fat storage inducing transmembrane protein 1. Gene Ontology annotation, biological process: lipid storage; lipid droplet organization. Gene Ontology annotation, cellular component: endoplasmic reticulum membrane. Lineage: Eukaryota; Metazoa; Chordata; Actinopteri; Cypriniformes; Danionidae. Gene Ontology annotation, molecular function: coenzyme A diphosphatase activity. The record is from RefSeq and is marked validated.